Messenger RNA from Xyrauchen texanus (razorback sucker), 2416 nucleotides. RefSeq names its product solute carrier family 43 member 3a (gene slc43a3a). Gene Ontology annotation, molecular function: transmembrane transporter activity. Gene Ontology annotation, biological process: transmembrane transport. The coding region runs from base 877 to 2400 and encodes 507 amino acids. The record is from RefSeq and is a predicted model, not a curated record. The transcript is spliced from 12 exons. Lineage: Eukaryota; Metazoa; Chordata; Actinopteri; Cypriniformes; Catostomidae.
GUUUUAUUUGAAAUGUAACUAUUUGAGGCAAAUUUAUCAUUAGCUAUCUCGGAUAUUGUCUGUCUUGUAAGGUAUCUGUCAUCAUUUACGUUUUCUAAAGUACAAGAGGAAUUGUGUUGUUUUUGUUAGAGAGAUUAUAGCGCGCAGACAUCGUAAUCUGGAUUAGUCAACUGUCCACAGAGUGCGCGCGCGUGUGCCAUCACUGAACGAAUUCAGUCUUGCCCUAAUUUACAUGAACACAAAAUGACAUUGGAAAAGGCUAUAUCGUAAAUGCUAAAUCAAAUAUAGGCAACACAACAGGUAGGCUAUAUUACAGAUGUAUUUUAUCCCAAUUUCUUUAUACUGACUGUAAAAGUGAUUGUGCAUUUAUCAAAUGUAGCCUAUGUUAACAUUUUGCCUGUCUCUUCCCACAGUUGUAUAAAUCUCAGUCACACAUAGCAUAAUGGACAGGUUAAGAGGGUCAAAUAUUUUGCGUUUUGAACAAAAUUACAGUAGAAACCCAGAAGACAGUAGCAUAUACAAAUUGUAAUAACAAACAUGCAACUAUGCACUGGAACACACAAUUAGCACAUAAUCCAUGCUUCCUCAUAAUGUUUUCAACUGUGGAUCUACAGCUCCCCCCCCCCCCAGAAGAGCAUGCAUUCUGAACACGUUGAGGGCUUGUUUUAUCUCUAGCAAGCAUAUAAUAUAACUGGCUUACAUCAGUCUCUUUCUGAUCAUAAAUGAGCAGGCGGUAAAACACAAAAUAAGGAGAACAAGAUAUUUACUUGGAGAGAAGGACAUUUCAUUCAAGAUAGAGAGUAAGAUACGGGGGAAACUAAAAAUUGUUCUAUCCGAGCGGACAGUUCAAGAGGUGUCGUGGUGUGGAUUCAGAAGAUGCUAGGAUGUGAGGGAGCAUCUGGGAUGGCGGUGAGAUACAAGGUGACUCUGGCUACAGGACUGCUGGAGUGCCUGUGUUUUGCUGGCGUUGUGUUUGGCUGGGCAUCCCUUGUAUUUGUCCUGAAGACAGAUGGCUACUUCAGUGAUCUGUGCAUCAAUGGGACAGAUGCUAGUGGAGAACUUAGUGCAGAUUGCAGUCUACAGGAUGAGACAUUUUCCUUGGUGUUUACUGUAGCCUCAUUUAUGAACAACUUUCUCACUCUGCCCAACGGGUUCUUAUAUGACCACUAUGGCACCAUGGUAACAAGAUUUUUGGCUGUAUUUCUUUAUACCACUGGAUCCUUGUUAGUAGCAUUUUCAAAUGAAGCUCUCUCUAUCAUGCUUUUUCCUGCUCUAUCCUUCAUAGCUGUGGGGGGCAUUUUAUUCCUAAUGACAAAUAUGCAGGUUGGGAACCUUUUUGACACUCAUAGAUCGACCAUUAUUACUGUCUAUAAUGGUGCCUUCGACUCUUCAUCAGUGAUCUUUCUCAUCAUUAAGGUGCUUUUUGAGAGAGGAGUCUCUCUCCGCUUCUCAUUCCUCUUCCUCUCGGCCUGUAAUCUCAUUCAUCUCCUUCGGACACUUUUCCUCAUGCCAAAAUCACACAUUCCCUAUCCCAUCCCAAAGAACUACAAAUAUGGGAUGAACUGUGCGAAAUCAAACAGCUACAACGUUGAGGAAUACGAGGUAAAGCGAGAACAGAGUAUUGUCAGAGACAGUGGUGGAGAUGAUGAGCUACUGGAAAAUGUAGACUCACUACAGCUCACAGAGAACACUGAGAAAGCCAGUUUUAAGAGCUGUGUUCUGUCCUGGUUCUUCCUGUGGCACCUGAUAUGGCUGUCAGUCAUGCAGCUGCGUCAUUAUUUCUUUAUUGGAACUCUUAAUCCAAUGCUGAACAGACUUGCUAACCAAGACCCAGCCAUUGUGAGCAAGUACACCAAUGCCUUUGCUUUCACCCAGCUCUGUGGAGUUCUCUGUGCUCCCUGGAAUGGCUUGCUAAUGGACAGACACAAAAGAAAACCCCUAGAACAAGGUGUGUCAGAACGGGAAGCAGACCUGCGCUCGUCCGUCCUGUCUCUCUUCCUCACCUGUCUCCAAUGCCUCCUUUUCUCCAUCUGUGCAAGUGUUCCAUUCCUCCCUCUCCAGUACCUUACAUUCAUCUUUCAGGUCCUUAACCGUUCCUUUCUGUAUGGAGGGAAUGCUGCAUUUCUCAGCCUUGCGUUUCCAGCCCAUCAUUUUGGAAAGCUGUAUGGUCUUGUGAUGUCCCUUUCAGCUGUGCUGUCAUUGCUGCAGUAUCCCUGCUUUGCCCUCAACAAAUUUCUUGGAGGAGACCCCUUCUAUGUGAACAUUGCCUUGACUGUCUUGACUCUGCUGGCCUUCAUUCAUCCUCUCUAUGUGUUCCUUCACUGUAGAGAGCUGGUGAAACAGAGAGAGAACUCAGCGAGCAUGUCAGAAUCCUCAAUGAAGGAAACAUCAAUGUAUUAAUUUCAAUUAAAUCAUC